Messenger RNA from Salvia splendens (bonfire salvia), 1663 nucleotides. RefSeq names its product heparan-alpha-glucosaminide N-acetyltransferase. NCBI's taxonomy places the organism in Eukaryota, Viridiplantae, Streptophyta, Magnoliopsida, Lamiales, Lamiaceae. The record is from RefSeq and is a predicted model, not a curated record. The transcript has 12 exons. The coding region runs from base 6 to 1541 and encodes 511 amino acids.
UUUUCAUGGAGGACUCAAACAAGUUGGAGGAGGGGUUCGGACCAGGCCCACAACUCGCAAGCAAAAAUGAACAGCUUGAGGGAGAGAGAGGUGCUGCUCAUGAUGUCAGCAUUGAGGCUGAGACUAAGGGCGAGACGACAUCUGAGGUGCAGCCAGUGAAGAGAAAGAGAGUUGCGACGCUGGAUGCCUUUAGAGGGCUCACAAUAGUGUUGAUGAUACUCGUAGAUGAUGCUGGAGGGGCGUACGCACGCAUUGACCACUCGCCAUGGAAUGGCUGCACUCUGGCAGACUUCGUUAUGCCCUUCUUCCUCUUCAUUGUGGGAGUUGCUAUUGCUCUUGCCCUCAAGAGAAUUCCGAAGGUCUCGUUUGCGAUUCGGAAGGUGAUACUAAGGACAUUGAAGCUUCUGUUUUGGGGAAUUCUGUUGCAAGGAGGAUAUUCUCACGCACCGGAUGAUUUAUCAUACGGAGUUGAUAUGAAGGUGAUCAGAUGGUGUGGCAUUCUCCAGAGGAUAGCGUUGGUCUACUUCAUCGUGGCCCUAAUAGAAAUUCUGACCACGAAGAUCAGGCCGACAACCCUAGAACCUUCUCGGUUAUCCAUUUUUUCUGCCUAUAGGUGGCAAUGGUUGGGUGGAUUUGCAGCAUUUUUUAUCUACAUGGUUACGACGUUCUCUCUCUACGUUCCUGACUGGAGUUUCGUGCUGCAUGAGCACCACAAAUCAGAAAGAUACUAUGUAAAAUGUGGGAUGAGAGGGCAUUUAGGGCCGGCUUGCAAUGCAGUUGGUUAUGUGGACAGACAAGCCUGGGGGAUUAAUCAUCUUUACUCCGAUCCAGUUUGGAAGCGGUUAAGAGCUUGCACUUUCAGUUCACCUAGUUCUGGUCCACUGCGCAAGGACGCGCCUAGUUGGUGCCGGGCUCCAUUUGAACCCGAAGGGCUGUUGAGCUCGAUUUCAGCUAUCGUGUCUGGCACAAUUGGGAUUCACUAUGGCCAUGUUCUGAUCCAUUUUAAGGGUCAUGCUGAGAGGCUUAAGCAUUGGGUGUGUAUGGCUGUUGUUUUGCUAGUAGUGGCCUUAAUUCUUCAUUUUACAGAUGGUAAUGGUUAUUACAUUAGGACAGGUGGUUAUUUUAAGAAUGUAGUUAAUUUUUUUAACUGUGAUUCAGCUAUUCCCAUCAACAAGCAGCUCUAUAGUUUCAGCUAUGUUUGUUUCACUGCUGGUGCAGCAGGGAUUAUAUUCUCUGCCUUCUACAUACUGAUUGAUGUUUGGGGAAUGCGGACACCGUUUUUGUUCCUGGAAUGGAUAGGGAUGAAUGCGAUGCUGGUGUUCGUCAUGGCAGCUCAGGGAAUUUUCGCGGGAUUUGUGAAUGGAUGGUAUUUCAAGGAUUCUGAUAACAAUCUGGUGAAUUGGAUUCAGGAGCAUGUUUUCAACAAUGUGUGGAAAUCAGAGAGAGUUGGAACUCUGUUGUAUGUAUUGUUUGCUGAAAUCAUAUUCUGGGGUGUGGUCUCUGGCAUUUUGCACAAACUUGGUAUCUAUUGGAAAUUGUAAGCAUAACAUAUGAAAACAUUACUCUAAUCUUAGGUGCAUUUUGGAGCCAUGUUUAAAUGUUCAACAAAUCGGUAUUGUAUAUUUCUAAUGUGAUAUAUCAUCUAUGUAUUUCGUGUUAAUCA